Molecule: messenger RNA, 1551 nt
Organism: Strongylocentrotus purpuratus (purple sea urchin)
Lineage: Eukaryota; Metazoa; Echinodermata; Echinoidea; Camarodonta; Strongylocentrotidae
Gene: txndc9
Product: thioredoxin domain-containing protein 9
Exons: 4
Coding region: 140-814 (224 amino acids)
Biological process (GO): microtubule cytoskeleton organization
Cellular component (GO): cytoplasm
Source: RefSeq, a predicted model, not a curated record
UGGUAAGCAGAUCCGAACUCUAGAUGGCGCCAAAGCACUCAAUUUUUCUGCUGCUGAUGUUUCAAGUUUGAAUUGAGUGAAUGACUCACAGCGAAACUCCACGUUUAGAAGUAUUACUAGUAGACCAUAAAGCAUCAUCAUGGACCAGGUUCUUCAACAGCAGCUUUCCAAGGUAGCAGAGAUUAUGGAGGGUCAGGUGGAUGCAGAGAUCCAUCGCCUUGAUAAUCUAGAUGAAGAUGAACUUGAUGUCCUACGUCAGAGGAGAUUGGUGGCUUUGAAGAAGCAGCGGGAAAAGGAGGAUGAGUGGAGAAGUAUAGGACAUGGGCAAUACCAGGAGAUCCCUGUUGAGAAGGACUUCUUCGCUGAAUGUAAGAAGAGCACCAACGUGGUGUGUCACUUCUACCGUGAAAGCGCUGAACGUUGUAGGAUAGUUGACAUGCACCUUCACAGACUGGCUCCUAAACACAUGGAGACACGCUUCUUGAAGAUCAAUGCAGAGAAAUGCCCAUUCCUGGCUGAGAGGCUGAGGAUAGUCGUCAUACCGACCAUAGCCCUCAUCAAGGAUGGAAAGAGCAAGGAUUACAUUGUAGGGUUUGAUGAUAUGGGAGGUAGAGAUGACUUCCCGACUGAGAUGCUAGAAUGGAGACUGGGUUGUGCCGAGGUCAUCAAUUACAGCGGUAGUCUUACCGACCCACCUACAGGAGGUAAGGGAGCCAAGCCUACAUCCAAGGCAUCUGAUCUCCUUGGGAGGAGAACUCAGAAGAUCAUCAAAGGAGGCAGAUACAAUGAUUCGGAUUCUGAUCUAGAGGACUGAUUACAAUUGAUCUACAUCAGGGAUGCCAGUUUUUAGGAUAAUGCUUAAAUUCAGGACCUGACACCUACCCGUUUCAUUUUUGUUUAAUGCUUUAUAUUGUAAGGACGCCAUGUAUGGAGCUCCAACAUCUGGGACCUGUUUCACAAAGCCUUUUUUCAGUGACAAAUGACAAAAAUCAGUGACAAAUCUGCUGAUAACCAAUCAGAAGCAAGGAUUUCACUAGCUUAUAAUACAAACUGUCAUUUGUCACUGAUGACAAGUUUUAUGAAAUGGGGCCCUGGUAUACCUGACUAGGUGUACCCUUACUAUAAACUGUAAUCGUCACUUUGGAUGGCAUUUAUUUAUCAGAAUCUUCUGCAUGAAGGAGUGAAAGUCCUUGUGCAGCUCAACAAAUAUUAUACUCUAUGUAAGUUACAAUUUGCAUAUGAUACUUUAAAAAAAUGAUAUGAUUGUAUUGGAGAAGUGGGGGUGGGGGUGGGGGGGUAUACUGGUAUGUCAACAAUUCUUGGAAUAUCCCUUGGAUUUUAAUAUACCGGUAGACAUUUCUUGGAUAUCCAUACUUAAGAAGAUGGAAAACUAUGUAACAUACAGGUGAUAUGGUCAUGUUAUUAUAGGUUUUCUGAAAUUUGAUAUCUUGGUCUGCUUACUGUCACAGAAGAAGAAUUCUAAGAACUCAUAUUGUAAAUGUUAAACAUGUUAGAAUUUCCUAACUCUUCACAUUCCACAAAUAAUUCAAA